Messenger RNA from Alosa sapidissima (American shad), 2341 nucleotides. It is a transcript of the gene elovl6, whose product is annotated as ELOVL fatty acid elongase 6. NCBI's taxonomy places the organism in Eukaryota, Metazoa, Chordata, Actinopteri, Clupeiformes, Clupeidae. The transcript is spliced from 4 exons. The coding region runs from base 252 to 1151 and encodes 299 amino acids. Gene Ontology annotation, molecular function: fatty acid elongase activity. The record is from RefSeq and is a predicted model, not a curated record. Gene Ontology annotation, cellular component: endoplasmic reticulum membrane; endoplasmic reticulum. Gene Ontology annotation, biological process: fatty acid elongation, saturated fatty acid; very long-chain fatty acid biosynthetic process; fatty acid elongation, monounsaturated fatty acid.
AAAGCCUGGAACUGAAGGCGUUAGGACCUUGAUACCACUUCUUAGGCAGGAGGGCGUAUGCCGGUUGGAAGUGGAAGGCAUAUAGGCUGACAUCGGAGAUCUACUGAAUGAGUUCCUGGCAGCGGCAAGCGCAAUGCAAGUUAGGGGCCGCGGCUGAGUUGGAGCGCGAUUUAAGGCGGAAACUAUUUGAAUAUUUCGCGUUUCGUCUUGUCUUACCUUCACGUCCGCUUUGAAAACCCAGAAGAGAGAAAAUGUCGGUGCUAGCGCUGCAAGAGUACGAAUUUGAGAGACAGUUCAAUGAAGACGAAGCCAUCCGGUGGAUGCAGGAAAACUGGAAGAAGUCCUUCCUGUUCUCUGCGCUGUACGCCGCGUGCAUCCUGGGCGGCCGUCAUGUCAUGAAACAGCGAGAAAAGUUUGAGCUGCGGAAACCUCUGGUGAUAUGGUCACUCACGCUCGCCGUCUUCAGUAUAUUUGGUGCCGUAAGGACUGGGAGUUACAUGACGUACAUCCUGAUGACAAAAGGGCUAAAGCAGUCCGUAUGUGACCAGAGCUUCUACAAUGGACCCGUCAGCAAGUUCUGGGCCUACGCCUUCGUUCUCAGCAAGGCCCCCGAGCUAGGAGACACACUGUUUAUCGUGCUGCGGAAGCAGAAGCUCAUCUUCCUGCACUGGUACCACCACAUUACUGUGCUGCUGUACUCCUGGUACUCCUACAAGGACAUGGUGGCAGGCGGCGGCUGGUUCAUGACCAUGAACUACCUGGUGCACGCCGUCAUGUACUCCUACUAUGCGCUCCGGGCCGCUGGCUUCCGCGUCUCGCGCAAGUUCGCCAUGUUCAUCACGCUCACGCAGAUCACGCAGAUGGUCAUGGGCUGUGUGGUCAACUACCUAGUCUACUCGUGGAUGCAGCAGGGUCAGGAGUGUCCCUCGCACAUGCACAACAUCGUCUGGUCCUCGCUUAUGUACCUCAGCUACUUUGUGCUCUUCUGCCAGUUCUUCUUCGAGGCCUACAUCGACAAGUCCAAGCGCAACGCCGCCGCCAAAACUGCCGCCGCUGCUGCUGCUGCUGCUGCUGCUGCCGCCAAAACUGCCACCGCCGCCACAACCACCACCGCCACCACCACAGCCGCCCCCGAGAAGAAGAGCCAGUGAAGAGAAUCCAACAAAAGAGAAUAAAAGAGUUGGUAGAAGAGCUGGGGAGAGGCGUGGAGGGCAAGGGCUGGGGUGCUGAUGAUCUUAAACAGACAGCAGCUGUGGAGAAGAGAUGGAGGUAAGGACCAAACGGAAGACGGGGGGGGGGGGGUGGGAGAGAUGGAAGGAUGGGGAAGAGGAGAGAGAGAAGGGGAGAGAAAACGCAAAGGGGUGGGAUAGGGGGUGGGGGUCAGGGGGAUUGCUGUUGGGGCUUUCGUGCACUCUACUAACGCAUAGAGGUCAACCCCCUCCCUCAUCGCCAGGAUACAGAGGGGGAGGGGGGAGUGACCAAGCAACGCUGCACUGAGGAAUCAUUACUAUGGCAACAGACAGUGUCUUUAUGUGGUGUUCAUGUGCCCAAGUUGAUUCUCUAUGUUGAAAAAAAUACAUAAAUAAAUUAAUGAUAGAAGUUGUAAAAAGGGAACUAAAAGAUGUGAUGGCCCAUGUAAAGAAGAACUAUUGGAAGGGAACUGGAGAAUAGCAAAAUGGAGUCAUGUCUGAAGUGAGUCCGUCAGAAGUGUUGUUAUGUUUUUCAUUUCUUUGUCUGCUACAUCAAUGUGGUAAUUGUCAUGUUUUUUAUUUUCCAUUCUUAUUUAAUUUGAUUGUUUAGAGGCUAGUAUGUGCGAUAGCUUUGUACAAAAGUGGUUUCGACUAAGAACCCGGUAUACCAUGCGAUCGACUGGGAUUGGAAGAGACUGUGUUUUCUGCGUCACUAAAACACCCAGUUUUCUCAGGUCCUAGAAUCUACGUUUGACGUGCAUAUCACUGCAGAAAAAAGUAAAACACAAAAAGAUGCAUAAUUGUAUCACUGGUGAGUUUGGCCUGUAUUGUCAACAUUAUUUAAAAAAUAAAAUAAUAAUAAAAAAAAAAACAAAUCACAAUGCACUGGGAAGACCUUCUGAAACUAGAACACAUCAAUAGCAACAUCAAAGAACUUUGGAGGGGAAAAAGACCACCUGACACUUUUCCAUAGCAACGACUCUUCUUCCUGGAUGCAUUCUUAGAGACAGUUUUGUCAGUGCAACUCUGGGGCUGAUGGUGGCUCUGUCCGUCACAGACACACAGGAACAGACCAGUACCAAACCCUCAGAGCCGGCCAGUCAGCUUGCCAAUCCUCCAAGCCCAAAAAAUAAUAAUAUGAAGAGGCUAAA